CGUCAGUCUGUCACUCGCUUCCAUUUCGACUUUCCAACUCCAUCAUUCCCUGUGUUAAAGAAAGAUUUCUGCCCAGGUGGGUCAAUCAUCAUCAUCACGCAGCACAGCUCGUUCAAGAGCGCGCCGCAGACGGGAGAACACCUUCUCUCUCUUAACAGUAGAAUCCACCAAGGCAAAUAGUUGCUCCACUCAAGAAGAAGAAGAAGAAGAAGAAGAAUUUGUGUUGUGUAGCUGGUUGAAGCUUAUAAGAUCAUCAGAGCUCCAUGAUACCAAACGGAGCGAGCCCGUCAAUGCGAUCUCCGAUUCCCAUUUCCGCUUACUUCGCUCUUCCUCUGCUCGCGCUCUCCUCCUCCUUCUUCUCUCUCGCCCUCUCCGACCCUCGAAUAGCCGAAGCGGCCCUCCUCUGCGGGAACUCCACUGGGAUCCUCGCCGGAAACAUCAUCCCCAACUUCGGCGCCGUCAUGAGGGUGAUCCUCGGGAGCGUCACCGACCAGCGCUGGGGCAAUUACUCCCUCACCUCGCCGCCGCCGCCGGUGUACGGCCUUGCCCAGUGCCACGGUGACCUGAUCGAGACCGACUGCCUCCUCUGCUUUGCCGAGAGCCGGACCCGGAUCCCCCGCUGCCUCCCAAACUCCGGCCGCCUCUUCCUCGACGGCUGCUUCCUCCGUUACGACGGCUACAACUUCUACAACGAGACCGCCGACCCAACUUACGACACGCUCAAGUGUAGCUCCAGUUCCGCAGUCCCGGCGGACCAGAAGGAUAGAGCGGCCGAGUUCUCGGAUAGGGUGGACCGGGUGCUGACGAAUGUCUCGGCGAGUGCGGUGCAGAACAAGGGCUUCGCGGUGGCUGGGGAGGACGGAGCCGGAGGAGCCGCUGGUGUAUACGCUUUGGCACAGUGCUGGAGCACCCUCGACGCUGGCGGCUGCAGAGCUUGUUUGGAGAAUGCAACUUCGAUGGCGAGAAGCUGCGCACCUAGGGAAGAAGCUCGGGCUAUGAACGCGGGAUGCUUCCUCCGUUACUCGACAGCAAAGUUCUACAACGUCCCCGUCACCGGAGGGUCGUCCCGGGUCCGCAUCACAAUAGCAAUAGCCUCAUCAGCUGCUGCGGCGAUUUCGCUCGUUCUCAUCGGCGCAUACAUUGGAUACAGAACGUAUUCCAAGAAGAAACAAGUGCGAGAUAGCCUCAUGCGAUUACCGGCGAGCGUGAGCAAGUCUGGUUUAUAUUUCAACUACGAGACGCUGGAGAAGGCCACCAACUUCUUCGACAACUCGAGGAAGCUGGGGCAAGGGGGUGCCGGCUCAGUGUACAAGGGGAUCCUACCCGACGGGAAGGUCGUCGCGGUUAAGCGGUUGGUGUUCAACACGCGCCAAUGGGUGGACGACUUCUUCAACGAGGUGAACCUGAUCAACGGGAUCCGACACGAGAACCUUGUCAGGCUUCUGGGAUGCAGCAUCGAAGGCCCGGAAAGCCUCCUCGUCUACGAAUAUAUUCCAAACAGAAGUCUUGAUCAAGUCCUUUUUGCCAACAAUGCGGCGCACGUCCUGACUUGGGAGGAGAGGCUGCACAUCAUCACAGGAACGGCUGAGGGCCUCGCGUUUCUUCAUGGAGGGUGCGCAGUGAAAAUCAUCCACCGGGACAUAAAAACCAGCAACAUCCUCCUUGACGAGAAUCUCACGGCGAAAAUCGCGGAUUUCGGGCUUGCCCGAUGCAUCGCUCCGGAUGCGUCUCAUCUCAGCACAGGAAUCGCCGGCACACUCGGUUACAUGGCCCCUGAAUAUCUCGUGAAGGGACAGCUAACGGAGAAAGCCGAUGUUUAUGCUUUCGGGGUGCUGGUUCUUGAAAUCUUGAGCGGUAGGAAGAACAGCAUAUUCGCACAGGGGUCGGGCUCGGUAUUACAGUCGGUAUGGAAGCAUUACAAGUCGAAUAAUUUAGCGGCGUGCGUCGAUCCGGCCUUACGAGGGGAGUUCCCUGUCCUGGAGGCGUCGAACGUGCUCCAAAUCAGCCUCCUGUGCACGCAAGCCUCCAUGGAACUGCGGCCGCCCAUGUCCAGAAUCGUUGAGAUGCUCAACGACAGAGACCGCGUAGUCCCUCAACCGAAGCAGCCCCCAUUCCUCAACGCCAGCGUGCUGUCUGAUGAAUCCAGCAGCCGAAGCUCGUACACGCAGACGUGGUUGUCGAACCAGCUCACCGCGUCCGAGGUCUCUUCCGGCUUGAUGGGAAGCCUGCGGACGAAUAGCCGGCACGCGAUCCAAGCAUCCGAGCCUAGGUAGAACCGGCACCUGCUCCUUGUACAGGCAGAUGGUAAAAACCAUAUCUUACAGACGAGUCGAGGACAGUAAAUCCAUUCAUGAACUGGGAUGACGCAGAUUCUUCAUUCUCCGACCAGGCGACGUGGUCGCAUCAGCACUCGGAUUUGUUGAGAA
Molecule: messenger RNA, 2426 nt
Organism: Rhodamnia argentea
Lineage: Eukaryota; Viridiplantae; Streptophyta; Magnoliopsida; Myrtales; Myrtaceae
Product: cysteine-rich receptor-like protein kinase 1
Exons: 7
Coding region: 264-2273 (669 amino acids)
Biological process (GO): protein phosphorylation
Molecular function (GO): protein kinase activity; ATP binding
Source: RefSeq, a predicted model, not a curated record